Molecule: messenger RNA, 692 nt
Organism: Rhineura floridana
Lineage: Eukaryota; Metazoa; Chordata; Lepidosauria; Squamata; Rhineuridae
Gene: MLLT11
Product: MLLT11 transcription factor 7 cofactor
Exons: 2
Coding region: 255-536 (93 amino acids)
Biological process (GO): positive regulation of mitochondrial depolarization; positive regulation of DNA-templated transcription; positive regulation of release of cytochrome c from mitochondria
Cellular component (GO): nucleoplasm; cytosol
Source: RefSeq, a predicted model, not a curated record
AGAAGCCCUUGCGGGAGGGCAUUUAAAGCUCCCUCCUUAGGAGGGGCUGCAUUGCAGCAAAGGAGGAGGGUGUGCGGAACACGCACACGCAGAGCUGCACACACCCUCCCAGACAAAAGCAGGAUCGAAGGCUGGCCAGACCAUCUGUACCUCUCUGGACCACGAGAAAUCUCUGGCUGCACAAAGACGACUCCUUCCCUUGCGCCUGCAGCGAGCAAGCCAAUCCCUUGCAUCCUUCUCUGAGGAAGUGAGAAAUGAGGGACACGAUGAACUCCCAGUACGACUCCUUCCUAUACUGGAGGAUGCCCAUUCCGGAGCUGGAUCUGGCUGAGCUGGAGCACCUGGGCUUAGCUGAUAUGGGCAUCUACAAGCCCAGCGGAGGCUUCAGCAGCCUCACCACUGACCGGAAGAAAAAAAAUGGCAAAGUCUCCAACGGAGAAGACGAUGACGAUGGCAGCCUCCUCCAGUUCAACAGCUUUAAUUUCUGGAGGGCUCCUAUCGCCCGCAUUAGCCCUUUAGAUUUUGACCUUAUCUAAUGCCGACACAGUUGGGCUCCAGUCUAGUGUGAAGAGUGAGAAGGCUAACCCUUUGUCUAUCUCCCCUUCCCCCCCCCCCAAUUCAUUCCCUCCCUGUAGUGACGUUAUCUUUUCAAGCUGUACGGUGAUGCUAAAUUGCAAUGGCUCAUGGCGGGA